CCAGCCUGUCCCGCCGUCAUCCCCUCCCACCCUCGCGCCUCCAGUGUCUGCUUCCCUCUCUCUCCUUCUCUCGCGCUGUCUCUCUACGGGAUGGCUCAAAUCAAAUGCGGAAGUUUACACCCAGGAAAGCUGGUGCCGCCACAACCAAGAUGAGUGUUGACAUGACAGUUGAGCUGUAGAGAGGAGAAGAAGCGGUGCGUCGGUGACAGCGAGGCGGCGACACCGCAGGAAAACACCAAAGCCAGCGCCGCUGAACUGGACUUCAGACCCGCUUAUGGCUUCUCUGGGCAGCGCAGAGCGACGGGCGUUCGCUCUAAAAAUCAACAGGCACUCUUCUGCAGAGAUCAGACGCAACUUCAGUGGGAACUAUGGCUUUAAUCACAGCCGAACCAACUCCAACGCCUCGGCCUCAGUGUACCUCACUGUGCCUCAGUCGUAUGAAGCAGUGGAGCCGUUGGACCUGGAGGAAUUCCUGAUGUCGCAGUUAAGAAGUGGAGACUCAGCCCUGAUGCAGGAACUUGGAGACUUCCCCGACGAUGACCUGAAGGUGGAGCAGGUGGAGAAGGAGUGUCGCACUGUUCGACACUCUGUCCCUGAAGACGGAUUGGAGUUGGAUCCACAUGUGAGAGACUGUGUAGAGAGUUACACCCAGCCGUGGCUUGUGGUCUCUAGAAGGUGCCAGGGGGAUGGAUGCAGUGCGUAUUCGGAGCGAACAGGCCUACACAAACUCCUUCGGAAACAGACCUUUGAGUACGACGUCCAGCCAGAGAACCCACAGAAGCCAGUCAAGUCUCCAACUCUAGUGGGGCUGACUGAUGACUCUGGCCGCACACUGACCUCCUCCGACUUUAACUUGCGGUUUUUGACCCCGGACCAGAGAGUGGAGGGGCUGCUGGCCUACAGCAGCCACGAGGAGCUGGACCGCAUCAACCAGGAGGCUCGGCAGGGGAACAGACACCCCGAGCUGUUUGCUCUGUACCCACCAGCCGACGAGGAAGAUGCGGUGGAGAUCCGGCCCAUCCCUGACUGCCCCAAGGAACACACUGGAGACCGCAUCCUGAUCCGAUGCCAGGCCAUCAAGUUUGAGAUUGAAAUUGAGCCCAUAUUUGCCACUAUGGCCUUGUAUGACCUGAAAGAGAAGAAAAAGAUAUCAGAGAACUUCUACUGUGAUCUGAACUCAGAACAGUUCAAAAACUUCUUGAAACCUCACACUCCACAUGUGGAUCAGUCCACCCUGGCCAGAUCUGCCAUCUUCUCCAUCACCUACCCUACCCCAGAUAUCUACCUGGUCAUCAAGAUUGAAAAGGUUCUCCAGCAGGGAGAGAUCAGUGACUGUUCUGACCCCUACAUGACACUGAAGGAAUGUGACUCUGCAAAGAACAAGGACAAGCUUGAGAAGCUGCGAGGUCAGGCGGAGAUGUUCUGCCAGAGGCUAGGUCGCUAUCGCAUGCCCUUUGCCUGGGCAACCGUUAAUAUCAUGGAGGUCGUCUCCACUGCUGCGAUAGACCGCGAUGUCACUGACUCUGACAGCUUAAAAGGAGGUAAAUCCAGCAGCAUUGACCGGAGAGCACAGUUUCCCAGGAGGAAUUCUGAACGUUACAAUACCAUUGAUGAUCAAUUUUGUAACAUUUCUGCCUUCAAACCUGCUACCAUCACUAUCAGCACCAUCUUCAAACAGGAGGGAGAUCGUUUGAGUGAUGAGGACUUGUUCAAGUUCUUGGCUGAGAUCAAGAAAACCUCCACUCCACAGAGGAGAAUCAAGACAAUACCAGGUACCAUAAAACUGGACAUGUCUCCAGUCCACGACACACCAUUGGCAUGUUUGUCCACUGAGCUCAUCCCUCUGAUACCUGUGGCUGAAAAGAACAUUCGGCCAAUCAAAGAGGUGCUGGAGUUCCCAUCCAGUGAGGUUUAUGUCCCUCACAACAUCUACAGGAACCUGCUCUAUGUCUACCCCCAGAGGCUAAACUUUGUCAACAGGCUUACAUCAGCAAGAAACAUCACCAUCAAAAUCCAGUUUAUGAGUGGAGAGGACCCAACCUGCUCUCUGCCUGUCAUUUUUGGGAAAUCAAAUGGUGCUGAAUUUUUACAGGAAGUCUACGUCCCUGUUACCUACCAUAACAAGUCCCCAGACUUCUAUGAGGAAGUGAAGCUGGCUCUUCCAGCCCGUCUGACGGAGAGACAUCACUUACUGUUCACUUUCUUCCACAUCAGCUGCCAGCAGAAACAGAACCAGAGCGGCAGCUGUGAGACGCUCAUUGGAUACACUUGGCUGCCCAUGUUGAAUAAUGACCGACUGCAGACUGGUCAGUUCUGUCUGCCCAUUGCCUUGGAGCGACUACCUGUCAACUAUUCACUGCACACGCCUGAGAAACUUCCUCCUCAGGCCCCACCGGUCAAGUGGAUGGAGAGUCACAAAGGACUUUUCAACCUUGAGACCCAGGCCGUGUCAUCUGUACACACACAGGACAGCCACCUGGAGCGUUUCUUCACCCUCUGUCAUGCCCUGGAGGGUGGAGCUACAUUCCCACUGCGGGUCAGGGAGGAGAAGAUUCCAGAGAACAAGCUGGAGCAUGAGCUGAAGCUCAGCAUCAUCUCCCUGUCCUCGUCCAGUUUAGAGCCUCUGGUCCUCUUCCUCCAUCUGGUGCUGGAUAAACUCUUCACCCUCAUCAUGCAGCCCAUGGUCAUCGCUGGCCAGACCGCCAAUCUAGCCCAGAUAGCAUUCGAAUCAGUGGUGUCUAUUGUCAACAGUCUUCAUAACAGUCAGGAGCUGAUCAGGGACCAGCAGGGUAGGAACAGCCUCUUGGCGACCUACCUUUACUGGGUGUUUCGUCUGCCUGAUCCCCCUCAAGACAUGCAGAAUGCAGGUGCAGGGAGUAUGAUACCUUCGGCAGAGAGCCGUUACAGCACCAUGGGUCGGGCUACAGCAGCCGCAGUUGGCAGUAUGCUUCUCCAGUCCAGAAUCCGCAGUAGCAGCAAUCCUGACAUCCCCGCUCCACACACCUCUGCUGAAGAUGCUGAGGUCAAAAACAUCCUCUCGGCCAAGGGCCAUAACAACCCAGGCAGCCGCAUGUCCACCUAUGUCGACUUAAGCAACCACCAGAACCCCACAGGAAGCACUAGGCCCUCCAACAGAAAGCAGUUUCAUGAGGAGUUGGCCCUGCAGAUGGUCGUCAGCACCGGGGUCUGCAGAGAGAACGCAUACAAAUAUGCCUGGUUCUUCUUUGAGCUUCUGGUAAAAAGCAUGGCUCAGCAUGUGUCUCACCUCGACAACCACAGUGUCCCUCGAAGAAGUCGCUUCUCUGACCGAUUUAAAGAUGACAUCACCACCAUUGUCUCUGUGGUUACAGCUGAGAUUGGGACCAUCCUUGUCAAACAACAUAAGGAGGUAGAACAAGCGGAGAAAGUCAACAUCAGCCUGGCCUUCUUCCUCUACGACCUGCUGUCUCUCAUGGACCGAGGAUUUGUCUUUCAGCUGGUGAAAAACUACUGCAACCAGAUGUCAGCUAAGAGUGUCUCAAUGCCAACAUUGAUCAGCAUGCGUCUGGAGUUCCUGCGAAUCCUGUGCAGUCACGAGCACUACCUCAACCUGAGCCUAUUCUUCAGCAGCCCUGCCUCCGCUCCUGCCUCACCAUGUCCAUCUAUCUCUUCACAGAGUUCUGGCUCAUGUAGUUUCCAGGAGCAGCAGAGGAUCUUGGGGCUGUUUGAGCUUUCUCCGGAAUUCAAGCAGCAGCACUACCUUACCGGUCUGCUGCUGACAGAGCUCAGUGCUGCCCUAGACAUGGAGUCAGAGGGGGGAAAGGUCCAGAGAAAGGCCAUCAAUGCUAUCUACAGCCUGCUGUGUUCCCAUGAUCUUGACCAACGCUGUAUUAAACCUGAGGUCAGAGCCAAGGUGGCUUCUCUCUACCUCUCCCUUGUGGGGAUUAUCAUUGACUCCACCAACUAUCUGGACUUCACUGUUUCUGACACACGCGGCGGGAAAAACAAGACGGGCGGACUUGUGGAUGACCUUGAAAAUGUCCCACCCAUCAAUCAGUCUGUUGCCAUGGCGAUUGCCGGGAACCCCUUCAACACGCUUGGACGGAAUGUUCUCGUUUCCAUGGCAUCCAUGCAAGGUAAAUCUGUAGCCACCCUGGCAGCAGACACCAGUCGCCAUCUAUUGGUGUGUUUCCUGUGGGUGAUGAAGAACGCUGAUAGGAAUCUGAUUCAGCGCUGGACUGUAGAUAUGCCUCCCUCGCAGCUCAACAAGCUGCUGGAGCUCCUCACUAUCUGUGUGUCCUGCUUUGAGUAUAGGGGUAAGCAGAGCACUGACAAGGUGAGCACCCAGGCCUUACAGAAAUCUCAUCAGGCCAAGAUGCAGCUGGAAGAAGCCCUGCUGAGAGGAACGGGAGCCCGCGGGGAAAUGAUGAAACGAGUUGGAGGAAUGGAUAGGACCAUGGGUCAGAGAGAGAACCUGCGAUGGAGGAAAGACCUCACUCAGUGGAGACAAACCAACGACAAACAGGAUAAGACUAAAGCAGAGUUGGACCAGGAGGCUCUGAUAAGUGGAAACUUAGCCACAGAGGCUAACCUUAUAGUACUGGACCUGCUGGAAACCAUUGUACAGGCAGUACCAUUGGCUGAGUGUAAGGACAGCGUGGUUGGCGGAGUGUUGAAGGUGUUACUCCACUCUCUCACCUGCAACCAGAGUACCACUUUCCUCUCUCACACCUUCAGCACACUCAGAGCACUUGUUGUCAAGUUUGGGGACCUGUUGUUUGAGGAGGAGGCAGAGCAGUGUGCGGACCUGUGCCAGAAGGUGCUUCAGUACUGCAGCAGCCCUGUCGAUGAGAACAGGAGCCAGGCCUGUGCCACUCUCUACCUCAUCAUGAGAUACAGCUACAGCAAUGCCAGUAACUUCUCAAGAGUGAAGAUGCAGGUCACCAUGUCUCUGGCCUCGCUGGUGGGCAAGUCAUCAGACUUCCAGGAGGAAUACUUACGACGCUCACUCCGCACCAUCCUGGCCUACGCAGAGGAGGACACUGAGAUGCAGAACACUCAGCUGCCCUCACAGGUGGAUGAGCUUCUAAGAAACCUUAAUAGUAUUUUGUCAGACACAGUGAAGAUGAGGGAGUUCCAGGAAGAUCCCGAGAUGCUCAUGGACCUCAUGUACAGGAUAGCGAAGGGCUACCAGACGUCUCCUGACCUCCGUCUGACCUGGCUGCAGAACAUGGCAGAGAAGCACAACAACAGGAAGUGUUACACUGAGUCGGCUAUGUGUCUGGUCCACGCUGCUGCCUUGGUGGCCGAGUAUCUCAGCAUGCUGGAGGAUCACAAGUACCUGCCCGUUGGCAGCGUCACCUUCCAGAAUAUCUCCCCCAACGUGCUGGAGGAGUCGGCGGUGUCGGAUGACAUCCUGUCCCCAGACGAGGACGGGGUGUGUUCGGGACGCUACUUCACUGAGAGCGGCCUGGUGGGAUUGCUUGAGCAGGCUGCUGAGCUCUUCAGCAAUGGUGGUCUCUACGAGGCAGUGAAUGAGGUCUACAAGAUCAUCAUACCGAUCCUGGAGGCUCACAGAGAUUUCAGAAAACUGGCAUCCACUCAUGACAAACUACAUAGAGCCUUUGAUAACAUCAUUCAGAAGGGCCAUAAGAGGAUGUUUGGAACCUAUUUCCGGGUGGGUUUUUAUGGGGCCAAGUUUGGUGACCUGGACGAACGGGAAUUCAUUUACAAGGAGCCAGGGAUCACACAUCUGCCUGAGAUAUCACACAGGCUGGAGAACUUCUACAGUCAGUGUUUUGGAGAGGAAACAUUGGUGAUGAUCAAGGACUCUACACCAGUGGACAGAAAACAACUCAACCCCAGCAAAGCAUAUAUCCAGAUCACUUAUGUGGAGCCCCUCUUUGAUGACUAUGAGAUGAAAGACCGGCUUACAAACUUUGAGAAGAACUUCAACCUGCGGCGCUUCAUGUACACCACGCCCUUCACCAAGAGCGGGCGGCCACGGGGUGAACUCAACGAGCAGUACAAGAGGAAGACCAUCCUCACCACCAUGCAUGCCUUCCCCUACGUCAAGACUCGCAUCAACGUCAUCCAGAAAGAGGAGUUUGACCUGACUCCUAUUGAGGUGGCCAUAGAGGACAUGCAGAAGAAGACUAGAGAGCUAGCAGUUGCCACACAUAGAGAACAGCCUGAUGCUAAGAUGUUACAGAUGCUGCUACAAGGCUCUGUGGGAGCAACUGUUAACCAGGGCCCUUUGGAGGUGGCCCAGGUCUUUCUGAAUGAGAUCCCAGCGGACCCGAAGCUCUUCCGUCACCACAAUAAGCUGCGCCUGUGUUUCAAAGAGUUUAUAAUGAGGUGUGGUGAGGCAGUUGAGAAGAAUAAGCACCUGAUCACGUUGGACCAGAAAGAGUACCAGCAGGAGCUGAAGAAGAACUACAAUCGCCUGAGAGAGAGCCUGAGGCCCAUGCUAGAGAGGAAGAUUCCCGAGCUCUACAAACCCAUCAUCAGGCCUCGGCUGGGGAACAGGGAUUCCUUCAAACGUCUAAGUUUUCGCAGAGCUCAGGAGGAAAACUCCUGAGAAUGCCAUGGCUCGUCAGAGAGAGAGAGAGCGCUGCGGAGAAAGAGUGGAGGCUGUCACACAACCGAGAGAGGAAAAGAGAAGAUAAGAUGAAAGAGAAGAAAAACGAGGAAAGGAACUGCUGCUGAUACCCUUGUACUCCUCUGUGCUGGAGCAGUACAUUGAGUCCACAAUGGAGGACUCACAGUUUCUCAACAGUCCAGCAGUGUUUAUUAAUGUCUGCUGUAUGUCCACUUUUAUGAUUUCAUGGUUGUUUGUUACAGGAGGCAAAAGGAGAGUGAGCACAUAAAAAUCUCAAGCAAAGUGUAGCUUAUUGAGCAUUUCACUGUAAAAUCUUCAGAUGCUUUGGCUCUGUUGGUUUCCUUUUUUAGAUAACUGCAAGUCCUAAUAAUGCUGCAAACAUUUCCUCUGAGUUGGUAAAGAAGCAGACUAGAGUUCCUCUCUGAGGUCCUUGCUGGCUCAGAGCCCAUAUGUGUGUCAAUAAUGCUCGUGUCCUGUGUGUAUGUGCAUGUAAAUGUGUGAGUGGAUGUGUGUUUAUUUAGAUAAUGUCUGGAGUAGAAGAUUUUGGUGCCGUACUGAAGUCACUUUGUACUCAGUGAUGAUAAAUGAUUCUGUUAUGUGCUAAAGGGCCUUUGAAAUUCCACUCUGGGUGUCUAUGCGUGACAUGUGGUGUUAGAGCAGCAGGAGUAUGGAUGGAUUUUUGCACUGGAAAAAUAGACACAAUUUCCUGUGUUAACUCUUAAGGCCAUUCUUGUCUUAUUAUUGUUGGGCAUACAGUACCUGGCCACAUAGCUAAUAGAAGAGUUUAACUUAUUAAGAGUUAUCUGUUGUAAUUUCACAGGAGGCAGAUAGACUUAUCUGAGGCUCUAAAUUACACACGGCUUAGCUCUAAAUCCACAUUUUGUAUAUAGUAGAGUUAUUACAUCAAAUAGUUACAAAGAUGUUUACAAAAGUAUGAAAAACUAUUUUGCAUUUUAUUUUAUGGAAAUGUAUUUUUAGAUGAAUAAUAGCAAUAAUGAUAUUAAUUGGAAAUAUUAUUCAGUAGGCAGGAUUCAGUGACUGAGUGUACUGUAACAACCUGAGUGUAUGUUCCAGUCAUUUCAGUACCUGUUUGUAAAUAGACCACUUCCUACGAUACACACAGUGCCAAAUUCAAUUCAUUCCCUAUUUACUUAGGAACUGAGAUACUUAACUAGAAAUGCAAUAUUUCAUUCCACACAGCUGUGCUUUGCAGUGUGAAUUAUGUUUACUCCAUAUUUCAGAAUACAUUCCAGAGGAGAAAUAUACUACUGCUUUGCAGUAUUAAAUAGUGACAACCUGAAUUUAUUUGACAUCCAUGAAACAGCUCAUUUCAUUGGUGUUAUGUUGCAGCUCAUACUGUAUUUCAGUAAUGUAAAUGUGCUCUGCGUUUCCAAUGUGGGUAUACAUUUUUAUAUACAUUAUUAAUACUCAUUUGAAUAUUUUUCAUUCUCUUUCCAGGUACAUCUCUUAUUUAUGAACGUAUGAACGGUUGAACGUUUUUAAAAUGGCUAAAUAAGAUGAAAAGGUUAUACACCGUGUGUAUUAAUUGUGAGAAUUAAAAUGUAUACCUAUUUUUGAAACAUGCAAUAUAUUGCUGAAAGUUGGUGUUAUAAGAUAUUGGUGGUAUUCAACCACUGGAGACUGCAUUUAUAUUUCUUUAUUGGCUAUUUUUAUGUUCAUACCUGUUGUGUUUUAGUAAAUGUGGAAUUUUAACUUGUCAUGCAUACAAUGCUGUUGAACCACCUGAAUAAAACUUAAUAUAUGCACAUUUGUCA
This is a messenger RNA of Siniperca chuatsi (mandarin fish), 8355 nucleotides long. It is a transcript of the gene dock8, whose product is annotated as dedicator of cytokinesis 8. Gene Ontology annotation, cellular component: cell leading edge. The coding region runs from base 275 to 6559 and encodes 2094 amino acids. The transcript is spliced from 48 exons. Gene Ontology annotation, molecular function: guanyl-nucleotide exchange factor activity. Gene Ontology annotation, biological process: positive regulation of GTPase activity; positive regulation of establishment of T cell polarity; positive regulation of T cell migration. The record is from RefSeq and is a predicted model, not a curated record. Lineage: Eukaryota; Metazoa; Chordata; Actinopteri; Centrarchiformes; Sinipercidae.